AUGGCAAGCAACGACGGAAACAGCCCAGAAUAUACAAGUCUACUUGAGACACUCACCGACAGCUUACACGACCUGCAAAAGAUCCAUGCCCGUCUAACGCUUUCGCACGUCAAGAGGCAACUCGAAGCAAGCCUUCACGACACGGAAGCACUCCCGCAUAAGGAAGUCUUUGCCAUAAGUUCAAAGAUUGUCGACGUCCUUUAUGCAACGGAUCGUUUGUUACAGCCGGGGAAUCUAGUUCUAGCCGAUCAUUUCCUUGGGUACGCUGAUUCACAAUGCCUCCUUGCCACUGUCCGCCAGAAAGUCCCCGACAUUCUGUCUUCUGGCCCAAUGAAGGUGCAUGAUCUCGCCUUGGCAGCUGAUGCCAGGGAAGAUCGUUUCAGGCAGAUCAUGCGGGUCGUGCAUUGCAAAGGCAUCUUCUCCUACGACCGAGCUUCGGAUGAGUAUUCCAACAAUCAUCGAUCCGAACUGCUGCGAUCGGACCACUGGACUGGCUGGAGCAAUUGGGUGGAACUCUACACUUCGCAGUUCUAUGAAAUGGCCAAAGGCAUUCCAGAUUCGAUCAAGAAGGAUGCUACCCGUGGGGCUGCACAAUAUGCCUUUGACACCGAGCUGGACAUGUUCACAUAUUUUGAGAAGCAGGGCUGGCUUCCACAACUACACAAAACUCUGGGCGCCGGUGCAUUGGCACAAUCUCCAGGGAUCUUGACUGACUAUCCCUGGGCGGAAGUGGGAAAUGAAACGGUCAUUGAUAUCGGCGGUGGAGGUGGCGCUCUAAUUGCUUCCCUCCUUCGCGGCAAUCCAUCGAUGAAAGGCGGUGUCUACGACUUGCCAAGUGUAAUUGACCAUAUCCGCCCGUUCUUCGCCCCAAACGGCGAAUAUGGCGACAUAGGAAGUCGUGUCGAUCCGAGUUGCCUCCAGGCUGGCGACUUCUUCAAAGAGAUCCCCCCCAACAAUGUCUAUGUCAUGAAAUGGGUCCUCCACGACUGGCUAGACGAGGAUGCGAUCAAGAUCUUGAAGAACAUCCGACGAGCGAUUCAAAAAGGUCCCGAAAGUCGACUGGUGGUUCUUGAGAGCAUCCUCUCGGACACCAGCUCUGGGAGACUUUCGCGAUACGGUGACAUCAACAUGAUGAUAACCGCCAAAGGUCGCGAGAGGACAGAAGCAGAAUGGUACGAGCUCGCAGAGCUGACGGGUUUCAAGAUUGUAGGCAUUCAUCCUUUGAGAAACGCCUGGGUUGCUGCGAUCGAUAUGAGGCCUGUCUAG
This is a messenger RNA of Ramularia collo-cygni, 1266 nucleotides long. Its product is annotated as related to O-methyltransferase GliM. Gene Ontology annotation, molecular function: O-methyltransferase activity. The transcript has 3 exons. Bases 1 to 1266 code for a protein of 421 amino acids. The record is from RefSeq and is a predicted model, not a curated record. Lineage: Eukaryota; Fungi; Ascomycota; Dothideomycetes; Mycosphaerellales; Mycosphaerellaceae.